Pecten maximus is the source of this 4279-nucleotide messenger RNA. RefSeq lists its product as uncharacterized. NCBI's taxonomy places the organism in Eukaryota, Metazoa, Mollusca, Bivalvia, Pectinida, Pectinidae. Bases 125 to 1513 code for a protein of 462 amino acids. The transcript is spliced from 2 exons. Gene Ontology annotation, molecular function: retinoid binding; retinol transmembrane transporter activity. The record is from RefSeq and is a predicted model, not a curated record.
AGAUGUAAACACAUUCGUGCGAUUGGUUUCAUAAAUGAAGGACGUAUCUUUAAGUAAACAAAUUUCUUAAUUUGCAAUCAUAUUGUAAUAUAUUUACAGCUAAUACAUUUAGGGCAGACGCAGAAUGAUUUUUGUGGUUGUAUUCGUUCUUGCCAUACGGAUUCAGUUUGUUGGAGCUCAGUGUAAAGUUGACGAAAUACAACUAAAGGAAGACUUCAAUCCUUACCAUUACGAGGGAAAGUGGUACCUGAUAUCGAUGACGAGAUUAUGGGGGAUAGACUUUUCCCCUCGGAAUUUCACUAACUCUACGGGACGUACAAGUUGGGGCGACAAUGCAAAUAAAUUCUUCGGUCGUUGGACACGAAAAAAUAAUGGCUCUAGUUCUUGGGGGAAUUGGAGAAGAAGGGGUGAAAACGGAACAACCCCGAGAGAUGUUACACGAAGUCCCGGAGGAAUGGGAGGUCAAAAUCCGUGGAGAACUGGGGGUAGGGGGAAAUCUCGAGGAGGUGGUUGGUCGGCAAUGCAACAAGGAGAACCGUCCACUAAUCCAACGUCCGGAUAUCCUAAAGAGUCGAUUAAUGGCGAGGGAUGGUUGAGGAAAUCCGACGGAACAUCAUCUCCUAAUGGAAGUCCAGCGGACAGAACAAUGAGACAUCCUGGGGGGAGGAGAGGUCCCCCUUCAUCAGACGGUGGGCAACACAGCGGCAGGUCCGGGGGCUCGGGAGGUGCGGAUUUCAGGAACGGUUCACAACGAGGAGACUGGUCCGAGAGAUCUGAGGGUUCUCCGUCAACUCAACCUGGACGGCGACAAAGGGGUUGGUCAAGUCCGAGAUCGGUAAUGUCUAAACGCUUCAAAGAGAUAUUCAAUCCCAAAAAUUUCCAAAUGGAGACAUCUGUUCGAGAAGACAACAACAUUGACAUGUUCAUUGUUGCUGAAUUCUUCGGACGCUGCAUAUUCACCAAGGGACAGGGAUCAAUUGUCAACCCCCGGAAUACGGCGAAGUUGGAAGUUAAUUUUCCAGUUCGGUGGUUCUUGCCUUGUCAGCCAUUUUGGAUCGUUGAUACCGAUUAUGUCGGAUACUCUGUUGUGUACUUUUGUCUAGAGGUCCUUGAUGACGGCACGUGCGACCCAGAUUCAGUGACUGUGUGGACAUUCAACCGGAAGAUGACAGGACAUACUAAACAAGAAAUGGACAAGGUGAGAACAGUUAUGAAAAAUCUAUGUGUCAACGAAUCAGAUUUGACCGUCAUGAGCCAAACAGAGUAUUGUCCAAUUGAAGAUGAAAAUGUUCAAAAUCAGAGAAAUUCUAAACCAACAAUACACUGCAAUAAUGCAGAUCAGCGAACUCUUCGGAUCACUCUAGAUUCUCCUUACGAUACCAUGUCUCCCGGUAACAAUGCGGCUUCAAGCCGUUCAUUUUCACCGAAAGUGUUUCCAACUGCAGGAUUGACCUUCAUUUCUCUGCUGGUGGGUUUCUUUUUGUGCAGAUCGAAAUCAAUUAUAUUGAGAUAAUUGGUCGUUGUAUAUAAGUCAUGUUACUUGUCCAAAUAGUAUAUCUUAUGGUAUUCGAUUUCGAUUGAAAUAUUCUAUCGGUUUAUAUACGCUUCAUAUACUUUGUGAAAUUAAACUGAUUAUACAGUCGUGUUAAUAUAACAAAAGUCAAAUAAUGCUGGUUAAAACAUGUAUAUGUUCAAUGAUGAUUUGUAAAUAUACCGAACAAUGUUGAAGUGCUUCCUAUUAAAAUUGAAAUUGUAAUUACAUAUUAAAGCGACUGUAACUGUAAAAAUCACUUGGGAAAUGCUAUCUGGCGUUAUAAUUUUAAAUGAUAUAUCAUAAAGCUAAGACUUCCCCUUAAUUAAUAAUUUAGAUAAAGCCGCAAAUGUGUAUUUCAAAUGCCUAAACCAAUGAAAAACGAGAACAUCACAAUUCGGUAUAAAGGUAUGCAAUAAUGUACAUGUAACCGCCUGUACCUGUGACAGACUGCGCAGACUCGUAACUCGCACCUUGUAAAUCCACGUAAACAUAAACAUAAUGCGGAGUCUGAUAUCGCUAUAUAUUAAACCAAGUUGACUUUUUAUAACGAGGAAUCGCCGUUAAUGAGAAUACAAUCUACAGUUAUAGUCGCUUUAAUAGACUAUAUCUUUUGUAUCACAUAUUUGGUUUCAUGAAAUGAUAUGAUUCUUGAAAUCCACGAGAGGAGGUAUUAUCCACGGUCUGUGGAGAUACUAAGUCCAAGAGACGGCUAGUGAAACUGACCUGAAUACAUAAAAAUCAAAAUGCAUUACAUAAACUAAUCUUAUACAUUCAUUUAUUCAUUUAUUUUAUCGGGAAUUGUAAAUAUAUCAUUUAUUUUAUUUUUUUUUUAAUUAAUUUUUAAUUCGUUUUAUUUUAUUAUUUUAUAAACAUCUAGUUAAAAUGUUGUGUUUUUGUGUAGAUAAUGCAAUCAGCGACUAUAAAACUAAAUUCAUAAAUUUAUCAAUAGGGUAGAUAAUUGAACUUUUAACGAUUUGAUAAAGACAGCUAACUGGUAAGACUUAAUUAACAAUACACCUUCUCUUGACUAUGCCGUAGAAAAGUUAACAACAAAAUAUCUGUCACUAUCUAGUACGUGUAUCCCAACUUUUGAAAUAACAGUUUGUCCCUCCGAUAAACCUUGGUUUGUACUGUAUUAGCAAAGCUCUAAAGUCAUAGCGCUCUGAGGAUUGGUCCAAAUUUAAGAGCACGAGAAACAAAGUUGAUUAUAUGAAAAAGAAAGCAAAGUCUGACUUUUUCAGUAAUCUUGAAUUCCGUGCCAAAAAAGCGAAAAACGAAAAUCCACGCGAAUUCGGGAAAAUUUAUUUUAUUUUUUAUUUAUUUAUUGAUCUAUUUUCUCAUCUCCUGCAAGAUCUAUAUUCCUUCCCUAGAUUGCUCCUUGAAUGGUUGUUCAAAAGUGGCAUACAGUGAUUAAAAAAGACGAAUUUUGAAUGAUUAAAAUUCACUUCGAUUUCGUGUAUACUGACGAAUCCAAUGUCACUAUCUGAUCUCCAUAGAAAGUGGCCAAUCCCUCUUAAUAAUGCUGUACAUGAACAUGAAGUUUUCGAUAUUCUAUCUAUUAUUAAAAUCUAUAUUCCUAAUAUUCCUUAUACAUCCUAAUAAAAUUCUAUCUACAUUAAAAAUGGGACUUGGCCCUGAUAAGAUCAGUCGCCGUAUGUUAAAAACUACAGACAGUAUGAUUCACAGUAUCUUACUAUGUUAUUCAAUAGGCCUGUCGGAGAAGCCUUCUGAAUGGAAAAAAGCUCAGGUCUCGCGCGAGUCCCUAGAGAAGGGGAUAGCAGACACUAUUUUUUUUUUAUAUAAAUAUAUAUAAUAUUCACAAUAAGCGUGCCCCGGUUAACCUACGAAAAAAGUGACCCACAAACUAGAGGUGAUUUAAACAAGCAGUUUAGAAACCCGGUUAAUUCUCAAAAAUCUCGUAGUCGUCUGGUCAUUACGCACAAUCUUUUGUUCCCUCGUCUUUCCAUUUAUGGAAUAAUAUAGAUAUCGAAAUUUAAUCUAGUAUUUCUUUUCAGACUUUUAAGAAUAACACUUCUAGUGUACCCGAUUAUUUGCAUACAACCAAUCGCUAUCUCUCUUAUACUACGUGACCUGAUAAUUAUAAAUUUGUCAGUCUCCUAUUUGUUUGUGUGGUGACUGUGUUGAAGAGGCAUACCACUAUCUUUUUAUAUGACAGCUUAUAUGAUUUAACUGUAGAAGUCGUUUAGUGGGAACAUGGUGACAUUUACAAGUGUUUUAAUACUACCUGAAUGAACCAUUUACAAUCGACAUCGAAUUUGUAUUGUCUAUUUCCCUACCUAUCUCUCAUCUAUUCUCUCCUUAAACCAAUUUCAAGUUUGAUUUAGAUAAAAUAAAUCUGCUUUUUUUUUUCGCUACAUGUAUAUAUGAAUAAUGCAUGUCACGUGAUGUUAACUUGAUUCUAUAUAUGUAUGUUGUAUUUAUGGAGAAUAAUGCAUGUCACGUGAUGUUAACUUGAUUCUAUAUAUGUUGUAUUUAUGGAGAAUAAUGCAUGUCACGUGAUGUUAACUUGAUUCUAUAUAUGUUGUAUUUAUGGAGAAUAAUGCAUGUCACGUGAUGUUAACUUGAUUCUAUAUAUGUUGUAUUUAUGGAGAAUAAUGUAUGUCACGUGAUGUUUACUUGAUUCUAUAUAUGUUGUAUUUAUGGAGAAGGGUUCGUAAGUUGUAAGAACUUGUGUCUUAUCCGUUUGUCAUGUUGCCAAUAAAAUACAUUUAUUUAACAAAACGA